Molecule: messenger RNA, 795 nt
Organism: Paramecium octaurelia
Lineage: Eukaryota; Ciliophora; Oligohymenophorea; Peniculida; Parameciidae
Source: the annotation of a GenBank genome assembly
AUGGAUUAAUUAUCAAAGGAGAUUGUCUUAGUUAACAAAGACAUUUACAACUAACUAUAUGAUACGCAAUCAUACAAAAAAUUGGAGUAGUUAAAAAAAAUGAACCUCUAACCAUCUCCAAUAAAUGUUGCAAAAGAUCUACUAAGUGCGAGAGAAAACCCAAAAGAAUAUGCAAAACAACAUAAAUUAGAUUUCAAGUUUAGAUAAACAUAAUUUUGGUAACCAUCUAUUAAGGAUCCUAUGUCAAAUUAAUAAAGCUAAUAAUAAUAACAAUAACAAGGAUAGUAAUAAGAUUAAUAGUAACUGAUAGAUACAACUAAUGCAAUAUCAUUUAUUGAGAGUUCAAAAACUGAAGAAUCAUAAAUUUAACAAUCUUCAUAGUCAACAAGAAGGAAAAUACUGGUUAAAUAGAGACUCUCAAAAUAACCAAGUGACUCAUCCAUAUGGAAGAAGCCUCUAAAGUAAAUAAAUAAAAUUAUGUUAUAAUUCAAACAGGAUAGCAAAGCAGAAUAUUUAGCCAUUAUAAAAUAUGAAGAUGCAAGUAAUUAACUUGAAUAGAAGUCAAUGGAUAAUACUAAAAAAAUUUAAUGGGAUUGUUAGGUGAAAUUUGAAAUAACAGAAGAUUAAAAUUUGUAUAUCAUUAUUGUACAAUAAUAAUAAGGAAAGAUAGGAUAGUAAAAUGUAUUAUAAUAAGCAAUAAAUAUAUAAAAUGUUGAAAAAUAGUUUCAAUAAGAGGUAUAAUUAAAGUAUUUAAAAAACUCUAUUAACGCUACUUUAUUAGUUGAAUUCAAUUGA